AAUUUUAAAAUCCUCAGUUGAAGAACACCCCAUUGUCUGAGAGGGAGAGUGAGAGAGAGAGAGAGAGAGAGAGAGAGAGAGAGAUGCCACUGGGAAAAUACUACUGCGACUACUGCGAUAAGCAGUUCCAAGACACCCCCUCCGCUAGAAAGCGCCAUCUCCAGGGCCUUCAGCACCAGAGAUCCAAAGCCCUCUGGUUCGAUUCCUUCAAAGAUCCAUAUCAGACUUACCCAGAGAGCUUUACCAAAGGAGUUUGUAAUCGAUUUAUCCGAACGGGAUUUUGUCAAUAUGGAGAUUCUUGUAAAUACUUACAUCCGAAACAGAACUUACAAAAUGCGAAUACUGAACCCAUGAGAGGGACUAGUGUCACAGAUAAUAUCCAGUCACCAGUUCCCGGAAAUCAGUUGGUUGGUGGAUCAGGCAAUGUGGUCAGAGAGAGCAUUGGGAUAUCAUGGGGUAAUCUUCCUCCCUCACUGAAACCUCCUCCAGAGGGUGGAUAUCCGCCUCUUCCCUUUUUGGAUUGGGGAUAGGUUGAAGCUAUAGAUGAUUGGAGGCAUCAAACACCACAGAAUCCUUCAUUUUAUUUUAUUUUUUCAAUCUUGAACAAUGAGUCAUCAGAGCAAUCACAAGAAGCAGAAUUCAAAGAGGAUUUCAAUCACAUGCAUUUUAAUCCAUUGGAGCAUCUGAUCAAACAAAACUUCAAUCAAUAUUCAGAUUGGUGCACAAUAGAUCUUGAAUGUUAACAUGCCCCUGGAGCUAUUCAACCUACUCACUGAGAGCUAAGAGCAUUGUUAUUAUUGUUUUAUAUGCAUGUGCACAUUACAAGAAUGUUUGCAAUAUCAGUAUCUUGUUUAGGAGUGUUUUUACAAUCUUAUUGAAAUAACAUUAGUAUACCAUUAUACUCA
Messenger RNA from Malania oleifera, 905 nucleotides. Its product is annotated as zinc finger CCCH domain-containing protein 3. NCBI's taxonomy places the organism in Eukaryota, Viridiplantae, Streptophyta, Magnoliopsida, Santalales, Ximeniaceae. Gene Ontology annotation, molecular function: zinc ion binding; nucleic acid binding. The record is from RefSeq and is a predicted model, not a curated record. The transcript has 6 exons. Gene Ontology annotation, cellular component: U12-type spliceosomal complex. The coding region runs from base 84 to 530 and encodes 148 amino acids.